Messenger RNA from Amphimedon queenslandica, 3101 nucleotides. RefSeq names its product deleted in malignant brain tumors 1 protein-like. Bases 57 to 2177 code for a protein of 706 amino acids. Lineage: Eukaryota; Metazoa; Porifera; Demospongiae; Haplosclerida; Niphatidae. Gene Ontology annotation, cellular component: membrane. The transcript has 16 exons. The record is from RefSeq and is a predicted model, not a curated record.
AGCUAGCUCUAAUAGCUUACAGUAGGUGGAUUUUAUAUCUUUGCAGUAGGCACAACAUGGCACUUGUUACUUUUUUCUUAUUCCUUGUUUUCUUUGUUUCUCUAGUUAAUGGUUGUUCAGAUGGUUCUAUAAGACUAUACAAUAUUGUUGGUGGCAUUGAAACAGGCAGAGGACUAGUUCAAUAUUGUUAUUCUGGCAGUUGGUACAGUGUAUGUAAUGUGGAGUGGGAUUGCCCUGAAGCUAAUGUUGCUUGUCAUCAGUUAGGAUACUUUGGAGCCAGUACUUAUUAUCAUAAUGCUUGGCAAUAUUUUGGUUCUAAUGGUUAUACCAGAGAAUAUUACUACUCUUGCUCUGGUUCUGAAUCAUCUCUUACAAGUUGCAGCAGCUAUUAUUAUUAUAAUUGUGCAUAUUAUUCUGACUAUGCUGCUGGAGUGCAAUGUGUUGGAGAGCCUGAUAACAAUAAUACUAAUUGCUCUGAGUCAGGAUCAGUACAGCUGACAGGAGGUGCAACUGAUUCAGAAGGAGUAUUACAAUAUUGUUAUAUGGGUGCUUGGGUUCAAUUUUGUUCAUUAGGUGAUAAAGAAGCAACUGUAGCUUGUAAGCAAUUAGGUUAUGAACCAUUUGCAAGGUUUAUCUCUCUAGAUGAUCUGGAUUCCUGGGAACAAGGCUAUUCACCUAUUACUGUCUCAUGUAGCAGUCGUGCUACUGAAUCAGAGUUGUCUAGUUGUUCAGUAUCAACAACAUAUUCAUAUUCAACUUGCAUUUCUAGCCCUCUAAACUGCACGACUCCUCAAGCUAUUAGAUGCUAUAGAGAAGGUAGUUCAUGCACUGAUGGUAGUGUCCAUUUAGUCAACGGGUCAAUAUAUCAGGAAGGAAGAGUAGAAGUGUGUGUUGAUGGAGUAUGGGGCUCAGUCUGCAGCAGUGGGUGGGAUACUAAUGAUGCUAAGGUCAUCUGCAAGCAGUUAGGAUAUCUAGACUCUGAACCUGUUGUGUCACUCAAUGGCAAGUAUGGAGUAGGAGAUGGGCCCAUUUAUUUCUCUGACCUUAGCUGUCAAGGAUGGGAACAUACUUUUACUAUAUGCAGUAAAUCAUCAUAUCUUCACUUCACUUGCAGUAAUAUUGCUAUAGCAGGAGCACUAUGUACUGAUGGUUGUACAGAAGGUGCAGUUCGUUUAGUAGGUGGAUCAGUCAAUAAUGAAGGAACAGUUGAGAUCUGUCAUGACAAGUUAUGGGGACUGAUAACUGAUGCUGGCUGGGAUAAUAAAGAUGCUAUGGUCAUAUGUAGGCAAUUGAACUUUCCUAGUGAGGGUGCAGUGUCUAUGGGAGGUUCAAGAUUUGGUAAACCAGACAGAGCAAUUCAUUACAGUUUUGCUCUCUGCAAUGGCAGGGAACAAUCAUUGUCAAACUGUAACAAGGUAACUCAUUCACUAGUAGAAGGAAGGAGUAUCUACAGUAACAGUCAAGCUGCUGGUGUUAUAUGUCUCUUAGCUCCACCAAUCCCUAAUCUCUCUUGUAAUGACAAGAAUGUACCAUUAACUAGAGGAAAUGAAUGUGCUGAAGGAAGAUUUAGACUAAGACAACAGAAUAUGCUACAAUAUUGUUACAAAGGACACUGGUCAGUAUUGUGUGCAUUCACACACAAAGAGGCUUUAGUAGCUUGCUAUCAACUGGGAUACAAUGCCACAUCUUGGGGUCUUGUUGGUGAAGUGGCCUAUGAUUCAACUAAUCAAAGUUUAUUACAAAAUAUAACUUGUAAUGGUACCACACAUUCAAUCAAUGACUGCAUCAUUAAUGAAGGAUCAUGUAUGUGUCAAAAAGUUAUUAGUUUGAAUUGUUAUGAGCCAACAGGUUGUGAAGAAGGUACUGUACGUAUAACUGAUGGACUGAUUGAGAAUGAAGGAAGAUUGGAGGUGUGUGUUGGUGGAGUUUGGGGUAGUGUCUGUGAUGAUGGGUGGGAUAAAACUGAUGCUCACGUUGUGUGUCAACAGUUAGGAUUCUCAGAGCUAGAGCCAGAAGCAUAUUAUGGUUCAACAUUUGGUGUAUCUACUGGACCGAUUGUUUACUCUAAUGUAAAAUGUGGAGGUUGGGAAACUAGCCUUAAUGAAUGUGCUAAGACUAACUACAUUAAUUUCACUUGCACUGGAGAUAGAAUUGCUGGGGCACUCUGUGUUGAUUGAUGCAAGAAUGGGGAAAUUAGAUUAUCAGGCUAUAAUCAAUUUGAAGGGGUUGUACAAAUCUGUGUUGACAAUAUUUGGGGAGUUAUUUCUGGAGAAAGCUGGACUGAUAGUAAUUCUUUAGUUAUUUGCCAUCAACUUGGUUAUAAGAAAAUAGGUAGACAUGAUGUUACACGUGGCAAGCAAAGGAGAGCUGUAUUUCUGUCUAAUGUUUCUUGCAAUGGAAUGGAAUCAUCACUAAAUGAUUGUGAUAAAGUAUUAUAUCCACUAAAUAUUGCAAAGCAAUUAGCUAAUACAACUGAUGAAAUUGCUGCUGUUGUUUGCGUUGUUGAAACAAUCAUGCCAACUCAGAAAUCCAUUAUGCACUCCUUGUCUACUACAGUAAAGCAAACAGUAUCCAGUACAGUAGUGUCCAGUCUAGUAUCCAUGGCUAGUAAUAGUAUUCAACCAACAUUGGCUACACAAGAUAUGUCUAAUUUCCUUACGGAUCCUUAUUUUACUGCACUUUGUGUUCUGGUUGGUGUGGUGAUGUUCCUGCUUAUCAUUGUGUGUGUCAUGUUUGGGUCAAAAAUGAGGGGCUUUAGGAAGAAAAAAAGACUUGCAAAUCGUCCCCUUCCAUCAAUACAACUGAAUAAUGUUGAUGAUGCAAGAUACCAGAUGGUUGAAAAUGAUGACGAUGAUGAUCUCAAAAAUGUUUCUCAAGGUGAAUUCCCAGCCACAUUUCAAGAGGAAGCUUACAGUUUUGACACAAAUGAAAAGGAGCCUCUGUAUGAAAUACCUACACUAAAAUAAUAAACUAAAUUUUAGCAUGCACUCCCACUUAACUGUGUUAUUUGCUGUUACAAAGCAGCAUUUAGUUUUGUGAUUUCUUUAAUAAACAUGGACAUUUGGCACUGUGUGCAUUGUUGCAUCAGGUGCUGUACAUUA